Molecule: messenger RNA, 1788 nt
Organism: Polistes canadensis
Lineage: Eukaryota; Metazoa; Arthropoda; Insecta; Hymenoptera; Vespidae
Gene: resilin
Product: pro-resilin
Exons: 4
Coding region: 190-1557 (455 amino acids)
Cellular component (GO): extracellular matrix
Source: RefSeq, a predicted model, not a curated record
ACUCAUCGUUAUCCCAUCUUGAUAGAGGCUCUCAAGGAGAGCCUUAAGAGUAUUGACGUGCUAAAACAUUCUUGGAAAAGUAAAAACUCAUAAAAAGGGCAAAUCGUUUUCCUCAAAAAAGGGGAAAACGAAAGAAAUUCCAUUGAAUUCGUUUUUCAGUUUAAUUAAGAUCCGUUACUUAACGUCAGGAUGUUCAAGUUUGCAGUAGCUACCAUCAUCAUAGGUCUGGCUUUGGCACGGCCAGAACCUCCAGUAAAUUCAUAUUUGCCUCCCGGUGCAAACGGUGGCCAAGGUGGUGGUGGUGGCGGUGGUGGUGGUGGUGGUGGUUUCGGUGGGCCUUCCAGCGAAUACGGUCCACCAGGAUUUAGUGGUGGGAACGGGAGGGGAAACGGAAGAGGACCGAGUAAUAGCUACGGUGCACCAGGAUUUGGUUCAGGAGGAGGUGGACGCAACGGAGGUGGAAAUGGCGGCGCUGCUGACAACGGGUUUGGUGGAAAUGGAUUUGGUGGAGGCAACGGCAAUGGAAGACCAUCGAGUAGUUAUGGAGCACCUGGAACUGGUGGAAAUGGAUUUGGCGGAGGUUCAGGAAACGGAAGACCUUCCAACGCUUAUGGGGCUCCUGGAGCUGGAAACGGAUUCGGUGGAGGCAAUGGCAAUGGAAGGCCAUCGAAUAGUUACGGAGCACCUGGUGGUGGAGGCAACGGUAACGGUAAUGGAAGGCCAUCGAGUAGCUAUGGAGCACCUGGAGCUGGUGGAAACGGGAAAGCUUCUAGCAAUUAUGGAGCUCCGGGAUCUAACGGAAACGGAUUCGGUGGAGGUAACGGCAACGGGAGACCAUCGAAUAGUUACGGAGCACCUGGUGGAGGAGGCAACGGUAACGGAAGGCCUUCGAGUAGCUAUGGAGCACCUGGAGCUAGUGGAAACGGAAGUCCUUCUAACAGUUACGGAGCUCCUGUAGGUGGGAACGGAUUCGGUGGAGGACAGCCAAGUUCUUCCUACGGUGCACCUGGAGGUUAUGGAAAUGGAGGACAGGAUGAAAAUAAUGAACCCGCCAAGUACGAGUUCUCUUAUGAAGUAAAAGACGAUCAAUCUGGAGCUGAUUUUGGUCAUAAAGAAAGCAGAGAUGGCGAUCGUGCCCAAGGGGAAUUCAACGUUUUGCUUCCUGAUGGUAGAAAACAAAUAGUUGAAUACGAAGCGGAUCAAGAAGGCUUUAAGCCGCAAAUUAGGUACGAAGGAGAAGCAAACGCCGGAGGAUAUUCAAGCGGUGGUCCUGGCGGCAACGACGGAUAUCCUUCUGGUGGACCUGGUGGUAAUGGUGGUAACAGCGGCUACUCUUCCGGCGGACCUGGCGAUAAUGGAGGAAUAGGUGGAAAUGGAAGCUUUGGACGAUUCAACGGCGGUGGAAACGGCGGCGGAAACGGCGGUGGAAACGGCGGUGGAAACGGCGGUAAUGGUGGUUAUUCAUUAAAUGGAUUUGGUGGUGGUGGCGGUGGUAAUGGUGGAUAUCCUUCUGGCAGCGGCGGUGAUGCUGCUGCUAAUGGUGGAUAUCAAUAUUAAACGAAUAGUUCAAUAAUCUCGUAUUAUACUUAUAGGGAAAAUAAUACAAGUUUUAAGCAAAAUGCGCGUUUAGUACGUAAAGUUUGUUUAAAUUUGAUAAGUUAUAAGUAGGACCAAUAAUGUACGAAAUGACGUACUCUAAGAGACGAAUAAGAGAAAGGAAAGAGGAAGUGAAUGGAAUAGAGCGUGUCGGAAAGAUGAGUACAUUUUGCCCACGCGUGAUCUAAAUUC